Molecule: messenger RNA, 1443 nt
Organism: Lichtheimia ornata
Lineage: Eukaryota; Fungi; Mucoromycota; Mucoromycetes; Mucorales; Lichtheimiaceae
Exons: 8
Coding region: 1-1443 (480 amino acids)
Biological process (GO): ubiquitin-dependent protein catabolic process
Cellular component (GO): cytoplasm
Molecular function (GO): ubiquitin binding; ubiquitin conjugating enzyme binding
Source: RefSeq, a predicted model, not a curated record
AUGGAAGAACAAAAACAACAAGACCAAGAGUCUACCAAGUCUCCACAACACGAGUCGUCGUCUCCUUUACAAGAUAGCACCAAGGAGAGCCCCGUCACCUCAUCUGCAACCAGCCCUCCUGCUGCUACAAGUGCAAAUGAAUCCAAUCCUACUACCAGUCCUGAAUCGCCUUCUACUCAACAGCAGCAAGAAACAUCGCAUGAGGAAUCUCCACAACAGCAGCAGUCUCCACAACAACAGUCUCCACAGCAGCAACAGCAACAGCAAGAACAACAGCUUUCAGAGCCUGUGCGUACAUUGAAGGAAGCGUUUCCUGACAUCGAUGUGGAGGUUAUUGAAGCCAUUCUCGCUAGCCAAGGUGGUCAGAUGGAAAGGUCGUUCGAAGUGCUUCUCGGCAUGUCUGAUCCCAACUACAAACCUGAAGAGCCACCACGUCCACAACAACGUGCAACAGAGCCAACAGCAACAGCUGAAGAUGUACCUGCACCACCCAUGCCCCCAAGACCCACACAAACAGAAACCCAAACUCAAGCUCCUUAUGGUUAUUGGCAACAACAACAACAACAACAGCAACCACAAGAACCUCGUACUGUUGAAGAGCAAAUGCAAAUGGAUGAAGCGUAUGCAAGACAAUUGGCUUUGGAGGAUGAACGUGUACGGGCACAGCGCUAUCAACGUCAACAACAACAAGCUGAAGAUGAUCAACCUCUCUUUAACUUUCAAGAGGAUUUGCCAAUCAUCAAGGAAAGAGUUGUGGAGGCUGGAAAUGCUGCCAAGAAAAAGGUGAUGGAUCUCUACAAUCAGUUCAAAGCCAGCCGUGCCAAUAAUGGUGGUAGCCCCAACCAAGGCACUUCGAUGCCAACCACCAAUGCUCAAUACAGAGGUCUACCCAGUGAUGAUGGCGAUGAUUUAUUAGCGGGUGAUGUCUCAGCUUUGCAUCUUUCUGACAAUGAUGUCUAUGCACAAACGGCACGUCCACAACAGCAACAACAACCAGGUGUUAUCCAUGUCAACCCACCUUACCAACGCCAAGGAGGUAACGACACAAUCGAUGCUCAAAUUCGUGCCGACGAGGAAUUAGCACGGCGCUUGGCAGGCGAUGACCAAUUCUGGGAAUCCAAUACACGAAACAACAACAAUGAGCAACCUCCCCAAAUGCCUCCAAGAAAAACACCAUCACCUGGUGUACAACAUAGCACUGCGGCCGACACAGGAUCUGAAGGUGAUAGCGUUGUAUUGACAGCACCUGAGACCACCAAGCCCACUGAAAAAUCUGAAUCUCGUGCUGAGGAGCGACGAUCGUACGUGAUUCGUGAUGAGGACGACUCGGAUGAUGAUGAUUUGAUUGAUGUGGAUGAAGAAUCAGAACGGAAAGAUGCUACACAAAAGGGUGCCGAUGCUGCUCAAAAGCCCGACGAAAAGGCAUCAACCUCUCCCAAAUGA